This is a messenger RNA of Entrophospora sp. SA101, 1059 nucleotides long. NCBI's taxonomy places the organism in Eukaryota, Fungi, Glomeromycota, Glomeromycetes, Entrophosporales, Entrophosporaceae. The record is from the annotation of a GenBank genome assembly.
AUGUCCAAAUUAAUUGAGGAAAAGCUAGCUUUCGUUGAGAAUGAAACAGUAUUAUGCUUUCAUGGCCCGUUACUUUAUGAAGCAAAAAUUCUUGAAGUGAAAAACCUUGAUCAUAAAGAUUCAAUUGCAGGAAAAAAGGGUCUUCAUUACUUUCCACCAAGAGAAGAUAUUAAAGUCACCCAACUGGAAUAUACAAAGAUACCUAAAAAAUACACGCAGAAACAUAAAAGACAAAAAAUCAUCGAUGAAAAUAGUAAAAACAAUUCAUCAAAUCUCAAUGAAAAUAAUUCAGAUCAAAUUGAAAAUAAAGGCGGUAGUAUUCAAAAGAGUUAUGAUGAAGAUCUAGCGAAAGACCAGAAAAUUGUUGAUAAUGAUAAGAAAUUUACAGAGUUUUUUGAAACUAAAAUUAUAAUGCCACAACCACUUAAAAUUAAAUUAAUAGAAGACUGGGAAAUCAUUACUAAAAAUCAAAAGUUGUAUCAAUUACCUCGACAAAUUACUGUUGUUGAUAUCUUGAAAGAAUAUUUGGAUUAUAAGCAGAACACAAUCAACGAAUCGGUUGAUAAUUCUACAAUAGAUUCUCCUUCUAAACAAUCAAUUGUGUCAAAUGACGAAUCUUCAAAUUUCGAAAUCUUUCUUGAAAAUAACAUAUCGAGGUAUUUCAACACAAAUUUUGCAUCUGAUGAAAUUUCUUUUACUAAGAAACCAAAAACAAACAAGAAAAAGGCUCUAGGAGGCUUGACUUGUGCAAAUUGCAAAACCCCCAAUACACCUAAUUGGCGAGCAGGAGAAAAACCAGGACAAAAAUUGUGUAAUGAUUACUGCCGAUUCCCUGGUUACCUAUCCCGUACUGAACAAGUAGCUGGUGGAAAAAAAGUCAAGAAAACUCAACUUGCUUGCAGUAAUCAAUUCUGUGCCAAAUCACAACGUCCAAAAAUUCGUAGUUUAAAUAAUAAAUCAAAUUCAGAAUUAUUAGAAAUUUUGCAGGAAAUAAGAUAUUUACAUAAUUCUAGUGAAAGGGCAGUGUCUAAAGAGCCUAUAUUAAUAUCUAGUUAUUGA